Molecule: messenger RNA, 663 nt
Organism: Trypanosoma conorhini
Lineage: Eukaryota; Euglenozoa; Kinetoplastea; Trypanosomatida; Trypanosomatidae
Exons: 1
Coding region: 1-663 (220 amino acids)
Cellular component (GO): mitochondrion
Source: RefSeq, a predicted model, not a curated record
AUGGGGUUUAAUCCCUUCUUGGAAUACUUGGUCCAUUUUCUUCUUUGUUUUUUCUUUUUCGUUGUUCUUUCUUCUGGUAUCUUGCAGCAUCUUAUUGAGGAGAUGAAGAGAACCCUUAGACUUCUCGACCAAACCUAUGGUCCCCACAAGUCCUACAAAUACACGUAUAUGCCAGAUCCUCGUAAAUUGGCAGCGAUAGAAACUACUAGUCGCACUGAGAUUCUUCCUCUAGUCAUUCGUCCUCCAACGUCCUACGUUCCAAAUCAUGAAGUCUUUCUGGAAAAGGCGGAUAUUCAUCGUCUAAAACCAACUAGUGAUUUUAAAGGCACAUUUAAGGAUUGGAAUGACUUGAUGACUUGCGACAAACGACAGUUGCGUGUCCGCGGUAUACCGCGAAUGACUCGAGUUGCAAUUAGAAAUGCAGUUCAUGCAUUUCUAAAUGGGAAUCCGCCUGAACACUUUGACACAAAGGAGGAAUGGUUAUACUACAAGCAAUUCAAAACUAUUGAUUACAGUUAUCGCGUUAUUCCAGAGUUACCCGAAAAGUACAGACCUCAUCAAAAUGGAGUUGAUCAAGCACCUUUGCCGGAUUAUCGUGAGAUUAACAAAAUGCCUGAAUGGGCUAGAAAAGAGGAGGAACGCUUAAAGAAAAAAAGGAUAUGA